AUGAUUAAUUAGUAUCAAUACUGGUUUUUAAAUUUAAUCUUAUAUCAAUUAAUGAACACAUUUUUUUAGCGUUGGACAUAAGGUUUAAUUAUCUAAAAAGUUAUUAGUUUAAUUUUGAUAGAAAAGUAUUUUGAUGCAUACUUGCAACAAAUGGAGUCAAAACAGCAACACCAUAUAACGCAUAAUAGUAAAAAAUAAUAAUCAAUAGGUUGA
Tetrahymena thermophila SB210 is the source of this 213-nucleotide messenger RNA. RefSeq lists its product as hypothetical. The transcript has 2 exons. The record is from RefSeq and is a predicted model, not a curated record. NCBI's taxonomy places the organism in Eukaryota, Ciliophora, Oligohymenophorea, Hymenostomatida, Tetrahymenidae.